Molecule: messenger RNA, 5330 nt
Organism: Anastrepha obliqua
Lineage: Eukaryota; Metazoa; Arthropoda; Insecta; Diptera; Tephritidae
Product: protein furry-like
Exons: 18
Coding region: 276-5294 (1672 amino acids)
Biological process (GO): neuron projection development; cell morphogenesis
Cellular component (GO): site of polarized growth; cell cortex
Source: RefSeq, a predicted model, not a curated record
UUGCCCCGAAUAAAAUCUAGAAUCAAUAUUAUGAAAAGGUAUUUGGUAACCAGCAGUUUUCCUAAAAAGAAGACAUCAAUCAGUUCGUCCGUCUUUAUGGCUGUAACACACCGGCUUUUAUUUUGUUUUGUUUGGUUCUUUACGCGGUUGUAUAGAGAAAGCAAUAUAUUGACAGCGAAGAGAUUAAUUACGUUUUUAGAAGAAUUUGAGGCUAAUAAAAUUACACAAGUUCUUUCGCUUAUAACGUUGAUCUGUAUGUAGAAAACUUAAUCGAAAUGGAAGGCAUUGAAGCAUCUCAGGAAGAAGAUCGAUUGUGUUCAGGUGCUAAUCAACAUUCAGAUGAAAAUGUAGCCUUGACGUCAGCACAGUCGAACGCUACUUGCAUCCUGAAUUCUCCGGGAAAUAGUCCAACUGUAGCUAUUUCUACCCAAAAGCUCUUCGACGAUGGUUAUCAACAGCAACAACAACAACAGCAGCAGUCAACAAACGAUAACAAUACCAGUAACACACAUCAAAGCGCAAGCGGAGUUGGAUGUGCCAACAUCGAUUCCCAAACCCAACGCCACUCUACAAAUUCGUCAAACGAAUACACAUCAACACCGAAAUCCACACGCACGUGCGUUGUUGGUGCGGGAGGCAGUGGCGGCGGUGCGAAUUCACCCAUAAACAUUGCCAGCAAUCAGCCGAUCAAUGACGAGAACACACCGAUACAACACUUCAAUAUUGAUUGUAGUGCCAUAAACGAGUCACAGCAUAAUUCCGCUGAUGGUGUCUAUAUAGAUAAUACAAAUAAUAGUGCUAUCAACAAUAGCAAUAAUAAUAGCAUUAGUGCAAGUAAUACUGGGAAUGAUAACAACGGUAGUGGGCGCGCUCUCCAAACGCCUCCAAUCAUAACAUCAACGCCUUCAGUGGCAACAACUGCGACGACAAAUACUACACUUGGGAGUUCAGUGCCAAUCGUUAUACCACCACGACAAGCACUCCUUCCUUGGGGUACCCAUUCGCGUACGUCAAUUAUUAACGUAAUACCAUACACGCAAGCUCUAGACAUGCCGUUGUCGCAGAGUGGGUCACAAAUGUCAUGCGGCAAUGAGAUAUCGACGCCGCCAAGGCCAGGAGAAAUUGUUAUGCGAAAUUUGUUUAGUGAUUUUACGGUGCAAGCGGAGAAAAAGAUCGAAUUGGUUAUGCUGGAGAGUGCCGAAAAACAAUUAUCAAAACUAUUACAACGUGGUGAGGAUCAACAGUUCGAUCAGUUGCUAUCGGCGCUUGGAUCAGUGGCCGAACACUGCCUGCCCUCGCUGUUGCACACAUUACUAGCCUGGCAUCGCCGCCAACUCUCAGAUGGCGAAAUUAAAAAUGAUCUCAAACGCAUGGAGAAGAAUGCUACACCUAAGCCCGCAAUUGAUUUGGAAUUUCAAUUACAACGCCGAGAAGCUGCCGUAGAAUUCAUAUUUUGUUUAGCUCUGAUUGAAAUACUCAAACAAUUGCCCUUUCAUCCCGGACAUGAGGAUCUCAUUCGAAAUAUUGAAAAUUUAGCUUUCAAGCAUUUUAAGUACAAGGAAGGUUUACAAAAUAAUCCCAAUGCGCACAAUAUUCAUAUGAUAGCCGAUUUGUAUGCGGAAGUGAUUGGAGUUUUGGCCCAGAGUCGUUUUGCGUCAGUGCGCAAGCGGUUCAUGAGUGAAUUGAAGGAGUUGCGAGCUAAGGAGGCUUCAAAUACGACAACGCAGAGCAUUAUAAGCCUGCUGAUGGGUAUGAAAUUUUUUCGCGUCAAGAUGGUACCUAUUGAGGAGUUCGAGGCUUCCUUUCAAUUCAUGCACGAAUGUGGUCAAUAUUUUCUCGAAGUUAAAGAUAAGGACAUCAAACAUGCGUUGGCGGGCCUGUUUGUGGAGAUUAUAGUACCAGUAGCGGCGGCUGUGAAAAAUGAAGUUAAUGUCCCCUGCGUGAAAAAUUUCGUUGAGCUGCUAUACGUACAAACAUUGGAUGCUUCAACAAAGUCGAAACACCGCCUAGCUUUAUUUCCUUUAGUCACUUGUUUGCUAUGUGUCUCGCAGAAAACAUUUUUCCUUUCAAAUUGGCAUUACUUUUUGGCCAUGUGUCUUAGCAAUUUAAAAAAUCGUGAUUCGAAAAUGAGCCGGGUAGCACUGGAGUCGCUUUAUCGUCUAUUAUGGGUGUACAUGAUUCGCAUCAAAUGCGAAUCCAACUCGGCGACACAUUCGAGACUACAAAGUAUUGUAAAUUCACUAUUUCCAAAAGGCUCGAAAGGUGUCGUGCCACGUGAUACUCCACUGAACAUUUUUGUGAAGAUCAUACAAUUUAUUGCACAAGAGCGUUUGGAUUUCGCCAUGCGCGAGAUUGUUUAUGAUUUACUAUGCGUAGGACGUUCAAUUAAGUUGAUUCUAAAUCCGGAACGCAUGAGCAUUGGCCUACGCGCAUUUCUGGUUGUGGCCGAUUCUUUGCAACAAAAAGACGGUGAACCACCGAUGCCACGCACUGUGCCAGUGUUGCCCUCCGGUAAUACACUGAGAGUGAAGAAAACCUACAUUAACAAAAUGCUCACGGAUGAUACUGCCCGCAGCAUUGGCAUGUCGACUUAUUUUCCGCACGUACGUCGUGUUUUUGUGGACAUUUUGCGAGCAUUGGACGUACAUUACGGUCGCCCAUUGAUGAUGACUAACACGCAAAAUCAAAAUAAAGAGCCCGACGAAAUUCUAUCGGGUGAGCGGAAACCACGCAUUGAUUUAUUUCGUACCUGCGUCGCAGCUGUACCUCGUCUUAUACCAGAAACAAUGACGGCACAGGAGUUGGUGGACUUGCUUUCUCGCCUGACCGUGCAUAUGGACGAGGAGUUGCGUAUAUUGACACAUCAGUCGUUGCAAACAUUGGUAAUUGACUUUCCGGAUUGGCGUCAGGAUGUCGUGCACGGGUACACACAGUUCCUAGUGCGCGAUGUCACCGACACUUAUCCGCAGUUAUUGGAAAAUUGUACCAGAAUGCUAUUUGUAUUUCUGAACAUUUGGCGUUGUGCAAUAAAUGUCAAUGGCAAUGGAAAUUCCAGCACGAAUGCGCUCAAAACCACAAUGAUCACUGUCGGUGUUGCAAAUGCGCCCGCCGGUGUUGCCAGUAGUAGUGUUGGUGUCGGUGGCGUACCAGUGGCAACUGGCUUAAGUGCCACGAUUGCUAGUAAAGACACUGCCACUAGUCAGCUUUCCAGCGCUAGUAAUGUAAAGAGCGUAAAUACGAAUUCAAGUGGUGCUUCGAGUAUAACUUCCAGUGGCAUGUCUAGUAUCACGCAAACAACUGUCAUAAAUAUUGGUGACGCCGCUAAGAAAAAUGAAAUACCAUUGGUUACCACGCUGCACUUUGUAGAGGGAUUUGCACUGGUACUGCUAUGUAACUAUCGUCCAUUCUUGCGAAAGUUAGCUGCAAUGAUUCUUAAAGAAGUGAAAAAUCUUAUGAAAGCGCUUGGUAUACCGGAGACCGAACCACCGGUUAUCGAUGUAAUUGACAAGUCUUGUCCACAGGUUCUUGAGAAGUGCUUACCACAUUUGCCACCAUCGGAGAAGACAGCAAUUCUAAACGCGAAUGCUAUUGAUUUGCAAUGGAUUGCAGAACGUACGAGUGGCGUAUGGUUGGCGGGACUUACAGAUGUUUUAUUAGAUACAUCAAAAUCAUCCACUUCAACGCUGAACCUGUCACAGGGCAGUACAUCAGUACAUCAGCAGCAACAAUUUGAUCCCUGGUCUGUGGUACUGUUUGGUUUCUUGGAGCGUAAUCGUAUCUUACAGCAGUGCCCCUCUGCCGUUGCGCAGGCCUGGCCUAUCUGCUACGCUCGUUUGACCACACUCUACAGUGUGAUCGAUCCCACACCUGUUAGUGACAAUCGCGCUUCCUUGCUGCGCAGCUCAGCGCCAACAAAGAAAAUGCCCACCGAAAGUCAAAAGGAUCUUUACUUAAAAUUGUGGCGCAAUCAAGUUGCUUAUGCUAUGCGUCUGGUACCACAAAUUCCUAGUGUAGCGGUGCGCUGUGCAUCGCCUGAUUUAAGUUUGAGUCUACAAGAUCAAUCGGACUCACGGUCUCUAUCCGAUUCCUUGGAUAACAUACCGUCGAACGUGUUUGGACCAGAAGGGAUUGUUACACGCUUUACACUGCCGCUAUCUUAUGGCCGUAAGGAGGCACGACAGAAACGACUUGGCUCAUCCCCUGAUUCGUUAAACGCCGACCGUAGUGAUAAAUCUGUUAUGGGUUCAGCAUCGCCUCAAGCGCUCUAUAAGCUGGUUGUGCCUCUGCUGCGUUGCGAGGUGGUUGACGUGCGUGAUGCGGCCGUAAAUGCACUUGGAAUGAUAAAUCACGAAGCCCUGAAGGAUUUAAUGGAAGAGCUGGUUGUCUAUAUACGCGAAGCAGUUGAUAGAAAACAAGAGAACAUGCGACGUCGACGUCGUCGAGAUGCUUUACGCUUGCAACUUGUACGUGUUUUGGAAAAAAUUGCAGAAAAUGGAACAUUUGGAGUAAGUACGUGUGUGUUGGAACGGGAUACUAUGUCCUUACAUCCUACAUUUGUGGAAUACAUUGAGGGAGCCAUUCAGUAUCUAUUAGCUGAAACAGAUAAGGACAAUACCAGCAUUCGAGAAGUGAAAGCGCAUUUUUGCAAUUUCAUACGCAAAAUGAUUAAAAACUUUUCUCUGGAAUCGUGUGGCACACUUCUGACGCGCGAGUUAAAGCGGAGUCUCUUCAAUUUGCUCGCCACUUGGUGCGGAUCAUUUUCAAAACCAUUGGGUUUCACAUCACAGAUUGGUCAUACUCCAGAUGAGGAAAAACUACAAUUUAGCGCUUUGCAGGCACUAUCUGCUCUACUUUGCUGCGGACAUAUAUUUCACCCACCAUAUCUCUCAGAUUAUGGUAUUAUUUACGAAUGGCUGGAUAUGUUGCUGACAUCCAAAGAUGAAAAGAUAUAUUUGAUGGCUCGUGAUACAGUCGUUUUACUGCUUGAGUCAAAUCCGGACAGUGGUGUGCUACUUGAAUGGGUUAUUGAUCGUUGCUACACAUCAACCCCGCGUGAAGCGGAUGCUUGCUUUUUGGCUUUGGCAUCAAUAUUUAGUGCAAGAGAAUAUCCAUGUGACCACUACACAUCUGUCAUCACAGUCACACUUCUAAUGACCGGUUGUCCACGCGUUGAAGUACAUUCCACCGCUCUGCAAUUGCUACAAAUCUUGGAUAAACGUUUCUUUGGCAGCGUUGCUUCACUGCACAACGAAAAUGAAAAAGGUAUGUUUGACAAUCUUCCAUCCACAAUGUAGCACGCAUUAUAACAUGAACAAAAAUUAUAUUUUCGU